Camponotus floridanus (Florida carpenter ant) is the source of this 1146-nucleotide messenger RNA. RefSeq lists its product as uncharacterized. NCBI's taxonomy places the organism in Eukaryota, Metazoa, Arthropoda, Insecta, Hymenoptera, Formicidae. The transcript has 3 exons. The coding region runs from base 114 to 581 and encodes 155 amino acids. The record is from RefSeq and is a predicted model, not a curated record.
UAACGGACAGCGCCUCGUGUUGUGCACGCGUUAGGAGCAAGGUGUUGGAGCAAGGAGAUAGCGGUCUACAUAUACCUCUGUGCAUUGCCUUUGGCGAUACUCGUAGAACGAAGAUGGCCGGCCCGGGAAACAGCGACGCCGGUUGUUGCUCGGUCCUGAAGAAGUUCGGCUUGCAACCUGUCACGCGAUGCAGCCUCGCCAAGUUCUACGCGCCGGCAUUCGGCGCCGUCUCGUAUACCGCGAUGUCCAUCAAUGUCAUGAAUCCGAGUCUCGUCAUCAAAGUAUUUCCAAAGAGGGAUAUUACAAACGUCCUAUUGAUUGGUACUCUAGUUGGCACUGGAUCGUACAUCUACACACGUGAGCAUUUAAAGAGUGCACCACAGACUGUUAGAAUUUUAUACAGUGCUACUGGUGCGUUGUUGUUGAGCUUGGGAUCAGUUUUAAUGUGGGCAGUAAUACGUUCCGUAGUGCCACCAAGUCCAGCUUGUUGUACGAUAGCUGGUAUCGGCACUGGAGUGGCGCUUCUCAAAAUUGGCUCGAACUAUCUCGAAUUUGUUGAUAAGCAAGUAGUGAAAAAGUAGGCUGUUGUUGUUAUAUGCUUUUUCCUUUUUGUAUUUCAAAUUUGUAUUUUAAAUUAUUACGAGAGGAAAUUGAACAAAACGUAUUGGAAUCUUAACGUGUUGAAUUUUGACUGAAAUUGCUACAAGCGCAGAUUAUGUGAAAGUAUAUCAUUCUUUUCACUAAGAAUUUCGCAUUUACGUGAAAGAUUUCUUCCGAAAAAAGGAGGAAUAUAAGUCAAUAUUUUCAUGAAAACUCAAAUUGUCACAUUGCACAAACUUGCGCAAUUCUAGUGUAGGAGAAUUUUUUUGCGUGCUAGCGAAUGUGUUAAGCAUUUGCUAUUUUUUUCCCAUCACAUCACAAUGAUAAUGUUACCGAUAUUUGAUAAAUUGCUAACUAGAUAUAUUUGCAAGAUGCACGCACUUGGGGAACUUAGAGAUAUCCCGCAUAAUUCGGAGGCGUUAAAAAACCGAAAAAUACGUGCGUCAUAUGUUUUGUAAACUAUACAGCAUUCACAUAAGAAUGCAGCGUCAUGUAGAUAAUGUCACCAUAAAUAUAUACGGAUACACGAAUCAUGUGUGACACGAA